This is a messenger RNA of Solanum verrucosum, 2621 nucleotides long. RefSeq lists its product as uncharacterized. The record is from RefSeq and is a predicted model, not a curated record. Lineage: Eukaryota; Viridiplantae; Streptophyta; Magnoliopsida; Solanales; Solanaceae. The transcript has 4 exons. The coding region runs from base 37 to 2217 and encodes 726 amino acids.
UUUUUGUAGAAGUUAAGAGUGUCUAUUCUUUUUAAAAUGCAUGCUAGGCAUCGGAGUCCGGUAGGUGGGUAUAAGACUAGUUCAAUGGGAAUGGGUGGUGUGGCUACUGCCUCGCGGGUUUCACCCGAUGGAUCAGGGAGAGGUCGUGGAUUGCAUAAUUCGGAGUACAGAAACUAUAACCGAGGUGGAUAUGGCCGGGGACAGUCGAGGCAGUUUGGAUUUCAGCAGCCUUCGCAUGGGAACGACAUUUUCAUGGAAGCUGGACGGUUAGCAGCUGAGUAUCUUGUUUCCAAGGGGUUGCUACCACCGAAUGCUCUUUCAGGGAAAUUGCCAAAUGGUAGCCUAAAGAGCCCAGUUGGAAAUUUUCAGGGAUUUAAGCAACAAGAUAUUGAUGAAGGUCAGACAUCAACUCUUUCACGUAUGGAGAGUGAUGUGGGUCCUGGUAGGAGAAGGUUUUCUGAUGAAUAUGAACCCGUGGGUUCAAGAAAUUAUAUGAGAGGAAGGAGAAGAAACGAGUCCUUUCGAAGUUACAGCUCUGAGUUCAAUCGAGAAUUGCAAAGGACUGGGUCGUUAGAUAGAGCCAGGGCCUACCCCGAUGUGAAUAGUCAAGAUGAAGCUUUCCCACGUGAUAGAGAUGAACAGCAAGUGGCUAAAGAUAGUAAUGUGAUGCUACCUAGUUCCCUUCCUGGUAAACAAAAUCCAGAUAUAGAGAGUGCGGAGGAGUCGAUGUGCUGUGAUCCAAAAUCUGCCCUGGGAGAUUCAGGUAAAGAGACAGGUCCCAUAAACACUGGAAAUGAUCUCCCAUCAGAUGGUGAACCUGAACCAAAGAAGUCUGCAGACAUUGGAAUGUUGGAAGAAAAAGCUGAUCCUGUUAAUCUUGCCAACAGUACUGAUGGGUUGGAGAAAAUAGGUGUUAACGAGGAUAUAGAAGUCAAGUUGUUCAGCCAAGAACAUAACCAGACCAGCAUGACUGAUAAUGAUUUACUUAGCUUAUGCAGGUUUGAGAAGGUUCCGACGAGAACACGUUCUUCAUUGGCAAACAGAGGUUUGAAGGUUUGUCAUGAUUCUGAAGAUGAGGAUGCUCAUGAGAGUGAUAUCCCUAAAGAAACUGAAGUGCAUUCCCAAGACAUCCCUGUGGAUGCUUCCCCUGGUGUCAUUUUAUCAGAUCAAAACCGUGAUGUGAAAAGCCUUGAUUCUGACAAACUGAAACCGCAGUCCACCGAGGAAGAACCAUGUCUUACUUAUGCCAAUAAGCAGUUAAAUGAGACAAACUCUUCAUCCUUUCCUGGAAGUAAGUUAACGAGGGAGGAAGAGAAAAUAGAGGGACUAACUGAAAUUGAAACUUGCAGUUCUAUAGACAUGGGAAGAGGUCAGAAACGAGAACUGGAUGACAAUGAUGAUUGUAAGGGAGGAGGAACUAAGAGACCUAGAGAAUUGGCUUCAUUAACAAGUACUUUCUCAGAUGUCUUUCUGUACCAUUCUAAUUCAAUGGAAAAGCAGCAGAUUUCACAGGAACCGAGGAGAUCACAUAGCGAGCCGUUAAUAUUUCCAUCUGAGGAGAAGAGAUUGGUAGACAUUUCUAUGAUACCUGAGGGCGAUGCGAGGCUGGGUAGUGACUUCACGGAAAAACCACUUUUGCCCAGUUCCUUUAAGGCUUUUGAUCUCAAUCUUAUGGAAGCUUCUGAUGUGAAUGAGAACCAUGAUGCUGAUCCUGUUCAUAUCUUCCCGUUGAUUACUGAAGGUGUAAAACAAGAAGCACCAGUUGAUAUUCAUCUCACCAUGAGUAGUAACUCUGAUAUAACAAGUAACUAUGCUAAAUCUAGCUUUGAUGGGAGAGAUGUUGAGGUGAUUGAUUUGGAAAAUGAUUCUGAACAAGAAGAGAAAGCUUUCAAUAACCCUGAGAGAAAGUCUGAAGUAGUAUUCACUGGAACAGAUGGCUUUUCUGAUAAUGCACAUAGUACCAACAAUAUACCCCACGCUCAGGAUGGUUAUGGACUUAUGAUUUCAGAAUUACUUGGGAAUGAUAUAGCAAACUGUCCUCCUUUACCAGCAGAUAUGGAUUCUUUGCACAAUGAUAUGGGCCUCCACAAUGGACUACAUAAUGGAGAGGGCAUGCUUGGUGACGAUGAUUCAAUAUAUAUGUCCUUGGGAGAAAUUCCGAUAAGUUUUCUGUCACCCUGGGAGCAGCCGGCACAAGAAUUUGGAAAGCCAUUUUGAGGUGCUACGAUCCAGGUUUUCUUGAGAUGUAUUUAUUUUGAUAACCAAGAAAUCCCAAGGUUCAGUGGCGCAUGGUUCGAAACUCAGGUGGAUAAUGGGUUGCUCUCUACUCUUCUCCACUUAAAUUCUAGGCUUUUGUCUGUGGCAAGUUUUGAACCCGUGAUGUGUGCCUAACCCACACAUCACGCACUGCGCUGUUACCACUAUAUCAAACUCCUGGGGCUGAUGUAUUAUCACAAUGUUUUCUUUAUGCCUAAUGUCAGUUCUCAAAACUAGCUCUUUAGUAGUGCAACUUUGUAACUUUGUAUGCCUUACGCAAAAUCUUGCUUGUUUCUAGCUGAUGAUGUAUUCCUUUCCCCCUCCCUCUCCCUCUUGUUUGAAGUUAGGCAGCAGUGUUUUUUUUU